AUGUCUCCUCUGCAGGACCUCGGGGCUACUCUCGCUAUUGUUACUUUCGUGCUUGUCCUCGUCGCAUACAUCCAGCAUUUGGCGAGAAGGGGGGUCUAUCGACUUCCUCCAGGCCCAAAGGGUCUUCCGAUCUUGGGAAACAUCCAUCAACUUCCUGCGAAAUAUCAACAUGAAACCUUUACAAAGUGGGCCGCAGAAUACGGUGAUGUAUUCUACAUCCAAAUCUGCCACAAACCCGCCAUAGUGGUCAACACUUUGCAAGCGGCUCAUGACCUCAUGGAGAAAAGAAGCUCGCUGUAUUCUGAUCGGCCGAAAAGCGUUGUAAUGGGCUUUGAGUUUGAAACAUCGAUCCUGCCUUAUGGCAAACAGUGGCGCUUGCAUCGCAAGUGGUUCCAGACUGCAUUCCAGACAAAAACCGCACAGUUGAGGCAUCGGCCCCUUCAGCUCAGGGCAGUCCGCCAGUUGCUAUCGGCGCUGCUAGACUCACCCGCCGAUUUUCGGAAUAAUAUCCAAAGAUUCGCGGGUGCCAUGAUGCUAGAAAUUGCUUAUGGACACACUGCAACUUCCGCUGACGACGACUUCAUCGGUUGGGUAGGCGAUACUAUUGCUCGCGUAUUGGAGUCUGGGGGUGGAGGCGCUACUGUCAUUGACUUAUUUCCCAUCUGUGAGCGUGAUUAUGACUUGUACACGGGAGGCGCGCCCUCAAAAAUUGUAUCCUUUCACGAAGUGAAGCACGUACCCGACUGGAUGCCUGGCGCUGGUUCCAAAAGGAGGGCAGCAGCCAUGCGGCCAGCUGUGAGAGAAUUCCAUGAUCUUCCGUAUAACAGGGUCAAGGCUGCUUUGGAUGCGGGGUGCGCGAAGACGUCGUUUCUCUCGUCUCUUAUCGAGAGAGCCUCGGCAAACAGUGCUCUCACUGAAGAAGAUGAGUUCAACUUGAAGGGAGCUGCAGGAAUGGUGUAUAUAGGUGAACAUCCUACGUUUACUCAACAAAUUCUUCAAAAAGUAACGAACUUCACGGUGACUGUUCUCCUGACUUUCAUCAUAGCUAUGGUCUUGCAUCCAGAAGUGUAUAAAAAAGCGCAGGCUGAGAUCGACCGAGUAGUGGGUCAUUCUCGACUUCCCAACCACGAAGACCUCCCGUCAACACCCUAUUUGAGCUGUGUAUUAAAAGAGGUGUAUCGGUGGAGAUGUCCUUUGCCUCUUGCGGUACCUCAUCAGGUUAUAAAGGACGAUGAAUACCUCGGUUAUCAUAUUCCUGCAGGUUCCAUGAUUAUCCCAAAUGUCUGGGCAAUGACGAGGAACCCUGAUUUAUAUCCUGAUCCAGACAACUUUAUGCCAGAACGAUUCGAAAACCUGGAUGCUGAAACUGCAUCUCGAUUGGACCCAACCAAGCUUGUCUUCGGCUUUGGUCGACGAAUCUGCUCCGGACGCUCCUUCGCAAACUCGAAUAUGCUGCUACUCAUUGCCAAUAUUUUGGCCACGAUGAAUAUUCGUAAGGCCCGCGACGAAGCGGGCAAAGAAAUCACACCUGACUCAGUCUUCAUGGAUGGUGGUGUCUGCCAUCCUAAGCCAUUCAAGUGCGAUAUCCAGCCGCGAUCGCAGAGGGCAGUGGAGAUGAUUGCGCUCGCCAAUGUUGAGAGCUCCUAUUAA
Molecule: messenger RNA, 1650 nt
Organism: Fibroporia radiculosa
Lineage: Eukaryota; Fungi; Basidiomycota; Agaricomycetes; Polyporales; Fibroporiaceae
Exons: 11
Coding region: 1-1650 (549 amino acids)
Molecular function (GO): oxidoreductase activity, acting on paired donors, with incorporation or reduction of molecular oxygen; heme binding; monooxygenase activity
Source: RefSeq, a predicted model, not a curated record